AUGGCAGAUGCAAGCUUUAAGAAGGAGUUCCUGGAAACGCACAAUGCCUACAGAGCACAGCACAGCACAAAGCCAUUGACCUAUAAUGACGAGCUGAAUGCUGCAGCUCAGAAGUGGGCAGAUCACCUGCUUAGCAUCAACUCUCUUGGGCACAGUAACACGAAAGAUGGAGAGAAUGUCUAUAAUAUGUGGAGCUCUACACCUCUUAACCUGACAGGGAAAGAAGCUGUGGAAUCAUGGUACAAUGAGAUAAAGGAUUACAACUGGGGCAGACCUGGAUUUGCUAGCAAUACUGGUCAUUUUACUCAGGUGGUAUGGGCAGAAAGCACUGAACUGGGCGUGGGUCUGGCCACUGAUGGCAAAAAGGUCUUUGUUGUCGGGCAGUACCGUCCAGCUGGUAACAUGAACAUGCCAGGAUACUUUGAGAAAAACGUCCACCCAAAAGGUAACAUAGAUACAAAGAAGAGAACUGCCUACACACACUGGCCACAUGAGACAGGGCAUUGUCCUGCACCAGGAGGAACACAGGGCCCACUGCACGAGUGUAAGUGUGAAUCUGCUGUCAUCUGUGAGGAGAACGGGGCUCCCAUGGCAAACCUGCCAAUUUUGGUGUUCUCUGUCAAAUGGUCAAUCGAGCUGCACGCCUUCAUAGCCACAAGCACAGCUAACACAAUGGCAGGUGCAAGCUUUAGGAAGGAGUUCCUGGAAACCCACAAUGCCUACAGGGCACAGCACAACGCAAAGCCGUUGACCUAUAAUGACGAGCUGAAUGCUGCAGCUCAGAAGUGGGCAGAUCACCUGCUUAGCAUUAGCUCCAUGGGGCACAGUGACACGAAAGAUGGAGAGAAUGUCUAUAAUAUGUGGAGCUCUGCACCCCUUAACCUGACAGGGAAAGAAGCUGUGGAUUCAUGGUACAGUGAGAUCAAAGAUUACAACUGGGGCAGCCCUGGAUUCAGUGGCAAUACUGGUCAUUUUACUCAGGUGGUAUGGGCAGAAAGCACUGAACUGGGCGUGGGUCUGGCCACUGAUGGCAAUAAGGUCUUUGUUGUCGGGCAGUACCGUCCAGCUGGUAACAUGAACAUGCCAGGAUACUUUAAUAAAAACGUCCACCCAAAAGAUGGAGCAGACAACACCACUAGUGAGAAGCCUGGAGCAAGCCCAAAGAAAACCUGCACGCUAUUCGGCUCCGCCGGGAUGCUCGGCUGCGGUCUGCUGCUGGGUGACGAGAGGAGAACCGAUGCAAGCUUUAAGAAGGAGUUCCUGGAAACCCACAAUGCCUACAGGGCACAGCACAACGCAAAGCCGCUGACCUAUAAUGACGAGCUGAAUUCUGCAGCUCAGAAGUGGGCAGAUCACCUGCUUAGCAUCAGCUCCAUGGGGCACAGUGACACGAAAGAUGGAGAGAAUGUCUAUAAUAUGUGGAGCUCUGCACCCCUUAACCUGACAGGGAAAGAAGCUGUGGAAUCAUGGUACAAUGAGAUAAAGGAUUACAACUGGGGCAGACCUGGAUUUGCUAGCAAUACUGGUCAUUUUACUCAGGUGGUAUGGGCAGAAAGCACUGAACUGGGCGUGGGUCUGGCCACUGAUGGCAAAAAGGUCUUUGUUGUCGGGCAGUACCGUCCAGCUGGUAACAUGAACAUGCCAGGAUACUUUGAGAAAAACGUCCACCCAAAAGGUAACAUAGAUACAAAGAACCAAGAACUGCCUACACACACUGGCCACAUGAGACAGGGCAUUGUCCUGCACCAGGAGGAACACAGGGCCCACUGCACGAGUGUAAGGUCUGACAAUCCCUCUGAGGAUUGCAUCCCGGUAUCUAACAGCAGUCAGGUUACUGUUGGCAAUGACAUGGAGUGUGAAUCUGCUGUCAUCUGUGAGGAGAACGGGGCUCCCAUGGCAAACCUGCCAAUUUUGGUGUUCUCUGUCAAAUGGUCAAUCGAGCUGCACGCCUUCAUAGCCACAAGCACAGCUAACACAAUGGCAGGUGCAAGCUUUAGGAAGGAGUUCCUGGAAACCCACAAUGCCUACAGGGCACAGCACAACGCAAAGCCGUUGACCUAUAAUGACGAGCUGAAUGCUGCAGCUCAGAAGUGGGCAGAUCACCUGCUUAGCAUUAGCUCCAUGGGGCACAGUGACACGAAAGAUGGAGAGAAUGUCUAUAAUAUGUGGAGCUCUGCACCCCUUAACCUGACAGGGAAAGAAGCUGUGGAUUCAUGGUACAGUGAGAUCAAAGAUUACAACUGGGGCAGCCCUGGAUUCAGUGGCAAUACUGGUCAUUUUACUCAGGUGGUAUGGGCAGAAAGCACUGAACUGGGCGUGGGUCUGGCCACUGAUGGCAAUAAGGUCUUUGUUGUCGGGCAGUACCGUCCAGCUGGUAACAUGAACAUGCCAGGAUACUUUAAUAAAAACGUCCACCCAAAAGAUGGAGCAGACAACACCACUAGUGAGAAGCCUGGAGCAAGCCCAAAGAAAACCUGCACGCUAUUCGGCUCCGCCGGGAUGCUCGGCUGCGGUCUGCUGCUGGGUGACGAGAGGAGAACCGGUUUCCUGUGA
Molecule: messenger RNA, 2553 nt
Organism: Scomber japonicus (chub mackerel)
Lineage: Eukaryota; Metazoa; Chordata; Actinopteri; Scombriformes; Scombridae
Exons: 23
Coding region: 1-2553 (850 amino acids)
Cellular component (GO): extracellular region
Source: RefSeq, a predicted model, not a curated record